AAGAAUGGAGAAUAAUCAGAUUUCGCCUUUAAUAGUAACUAUCAAAGUAGAAAUUAAAUGGACACUCAGCCAUUCCGUGAGCCAGCAGGUGGCUCUUCUCUUUUCUUAGGCUUCAACUCAAGGAAGAAGACACUUAUUGUCAUAGGACAGAAUCGAUUGGCUGCAUCGAGAGUCUACACAGCGCUCGAUGCAGACACUAGCGUCGUCGUUAUAGGCAACGCAUUAGAACAUGCAACGGAAGAAAUUCAGCAUAGAGUAGCAAAACAGCAAAUUGUCUACAUAGCGGCAACCACCGAGGAGGACAUAAAGAACGCUAUAAAGAGCGUCCUCGGAACUAGCAUUACAUUCGCAACUAUCACAGAUUCUACUCUCGACGACGUUCGAUCUGUUCAUUCUGUAGAAAGUUUGGUUGAGACAUGCAGAUCACUCAACAUACCACUCAAUGUCGCUGAUAGACCAGAAUUCUGCGAUUAUAUCUUCCCAACAUCUCAUAGAUUCACCAAGAAGGAUGGUAGUCCAUCGCCACUUCAAAUUGCCGUCACUACGAAUUCAAAAGGAUGCAGACUCGCAAGUAGGAUAAAGAGGGAGCUCAUUUCACAUCUUCCAAGUAAUAUAGGUGAUGCGGUCUCCAACGUCGGUCAGCUCCGUUCCCGUGCAAAGCAUUACCUUUCCCGUAUGAAACUCGAGAGAACGACAUCGCAAUCCAGUCUAUCAGAGGAGCUGGCAGACUUCGACAAUGUGAAUGCUGCGGUUCCACAACUAGGAAAGAAUGCGGAGGAUGCUCCAGAGAAGGCUCUAAGGAGGAUGAGGUGGGUGGCUCAGAUAUCUGAGUAUUGGCCACUCGAAUACCUCGCAAAUAUGGAUGAGGCAGCGAUAGACAGCCUCUUGGAUGCGUAUGGAGAACCUAACCAACCAUCCACGCCGACGAAUGAAAUAGAAAGCAAAGAAUGGCCAGUCUUGCAGUCUCCAAGCGAGAAGCACGCUUUUGGAAGCACAUCAUCGCGAGGACAUAUUGUUCUUGUUGGCGCUGGCUUGGGAUCCCCAGAGCUGCUGACUAUUGCAGCAUAUCGUGCUCUCAAGACGGCUGAUCUGGUCUUGUCUGACAAACUAGUACCAUCUGCUGUCCUCAAGCUCAUUCCAAGAACGACUGAAGUGAGGAUAGCUCGGAAGUUCCCUGGAAAUGCGGAGGGUGCCCAAGCUGAAUUGAUGAAUUGGGCAGUUGAAGGUGCUCAAGCUGGGAAAGUCGUCGUAAGAUUGAAGCAGGGUGAUCCAUUUGUGUACGGUCGAGGCGGUGAGGAGGUCGUGCACUUCCGUCAACAUGGCUAUGAAGCUGUCGUUGUGCCUGGUAUAUCUUCAGCAAUGUCGGCGCCUCUCAUGGCUGGCAUACCAGUCACGCAGCGUGGUGCUUCGGACUCCUACCUCCUUUGUACGGGUGUUGGUCGUGGUGGAAAAGCCCUGAGCGUACCUGCAUAUGUAAGAUCAAGAACAUUAGUUAUUCUAAUGGGCGUUGCGCGCCUUGCGGAGUUGGUUUCAAGUUUAGGUACCUUAGGAUAUCCAUCAAACGUCCCAGUUGCUAUCAUAGAACAAGCUUCGUCGCCUUCUCAAAGAGUUGUUAUGAGUACGCUGAAAGACAUCGUCUCGUCAUAUAACAUGGCCGGUGAACAACGACCACCUGGAAUGAUAGUUGUCGGUUGGACGAUCCUCUCGCUUCAGGGCAGCACAGGUGAUAUGAGCGUGUUGGAUGAUGGGGGAGAACAACAUGAUGAAGAGAGAGUACAGAAAUGGCUAAAUGGUCGAUUAUCAAUUGUUUCUGAAGGAUGUGGUAAUGCCUGGAAUGACUGGCUGAAGGAGGUUUCAAGACCAGUGAUACUGUAAUAUGAAAAGC
This is a messenger RNA of Wallemia mellicola CBS 633.66, 1885 nucleotides long. RefSeq lists its product as hypothetical. The coding region runs from base 58 to 1875 and encodes 605 amino acids. The record is from RefSeq and is a predicted model, not a curated record. Gene Ontology annotation, biological process: sulfate assimilation; siroheme biosynthetic process. NCBI's taxonomy places the organism in Eukaryota, Fungi, Basidiomycota, Wallemiomycetes, Wallemiales, Wallemiaceae. The transcript has 2 exons. Gene Ontology annotation, molecular function: uroporphyrin-III C-methyltransferase activity.